CUCUCUGGCACGAAGAACAUCUGCUUGUAAUAACUUGUGUUCAUCUAGCACAACUCUUUAAAACGUGAACACUGGAAACUCGUUUUGGGAAGCUGCGUUUUAAUCUCAGCGCAGGACACACGAAAACGUACAACGCCCCCGGUCACAUCGCACGGCGGUGGAUUUUGAGACUCGUCUAUGUACACAGCGGAAUACUAUGAUUACAUAUCAUUACCGCGGCGCAGAUCGUACCACGGAUUAAGGGAUUGGACCGAGGAGUGAAGCGCAUUCCUGGAGGGGUUGACGGCUGCUUUGUGCGCAUAUGAGAAUUCAGCCUUCUCACACCGUGCCCAUUAGGAUGGCCUCCAACUUUGUUUGCCUGCACUGCAUUGGCCUGGGGCAAAGAUGUGUGUUGCCAUGGUAAUCAUUUACAAGAAAACACUGGAAAAGAAGGGUGUCGACGAUGUAACAUCCAAACGGCUGGAUUUAGGCCCGUUCCAUGGACAGACCAUGAGCCAGGGGACAGCCCUCUUUUCUUGUGGACUCAUGGAAACGAGCCGCUGGUGUGAGUUUGGUCAGGGCUAUGCCAUGCAGCAGAGGCCAGUGGGGGCCAGCCUCGAGAGCCUUUGGGACGCGCUGCCAGAGGUCCAUCAGAGUCCGGUCCGUUGGGAACGGGAGGUUGACACGUCAGGCACCCUCUCCAGCUUACUGAAGGACCUCAGCCUGACUGAGGCUGCGGCCUCUCCCUCCACCGCGCCGCCCAGCAAGCGCCAGUGUCGCUCCUUGUCCUGCUCAGACGAGCCAGGCGGCUGCCGUUCUGCCUGGCGUCCCCAGGGCUCCCGGGUGUGGACGGCAGUGGAGAAGAGAAGGUGCCACAGCGGCGGCAGUGUGCAGCGAGGCGGUACGGGCAGUGUGCAGUUGGGCUUCCCAGCCAUGCAGCGCAGCUCCAGCUUCAGCCUGCCAGCCCGCUCCAAUACCCUCGAACUGCCCUGCUUCACCCAGCGCCUGCCCUGCCCCUCUGCCUUCACUGGCCUCACCCCUUCCUCUUCCAUGUCCCUGCCCUCUGAGAUCCCAGCGCAGCCCCUCUACCUCUCUCACGAACAGAUCUGCCUCCCUGAGCCACGCGGGCCUUCGCCAUCUAGCUCCCCUGAUUCCACCCCAGAGCUUGAGCGCCGCAGUGGGCAGGGAGGGUUGCCCCGCAGCCGCUCACAGCCGUGCGUCCUCAAUGACAAGAAGAUAGGUGUGAAGCGCAGAAGACCAGCCGACACACACAAACAGAGGCCUUCGCUGGACUUGGCUAAGAUGACCCAGAAACUUCGCAAUUUCCACAGCCUUAGCUGCCCUGGGAUCACAGGGGAAGAUGGUUGCCAAUCAAGCCAGGUCCUACCCAUUCUCAGGAGCAAUGCCCCAUGUGACACUGACUUCCUGUCUGUAAGUGAACAGCGCUUGGAGGAAGAACCACACAGAACCAAAGAGGGUGAGGUCACCAGGAGCAUGGGGACAGACCACACGAUUGAGAAGCUGGACUGGAACUCUCCAGACCACAGUGAUGUGACAGCCGAGACAACCAUUGGCAAGGACCGUGAGCCUUUAUGGGCGGGGCUAUGUAGCAUCAGGAAGGACAUGUAUCAGCUCGGAGGCGAACUCGACAUUGAGCAGAUUGAGAGAAACUGAGGUCGGCUGCUCCUCCUCUAGAAGUUAAGGAACUGUGAAAGUUGAUCACUUGGUGGUACAGUAGGUAAACCACCCUGAUAGUCUUAAAGGACAAAGCAAGUUGAUAGCUAAUGCAGGGACCGUCCCAGCACUUACCUUGACUUUGUCUCAAAGAUUAAACAGGAGAUUUGUGGCCCAAGGGCCCCAGCGGUGAGUAUAUAUGGUCGCAAGCUAACCUCCCUGUGCAGUAUUGUGACUGUGUCUCAGAAGAAGGAAGCUAAGGGAAGUAGACGGAGAGGGAAGAAACUAUUGUACCGUGAUCUUAAAGCAUUUCUUUGUUGCUUGAUUACCUGUCGUUGUACUAGGUAUGGAGAGAAUACACAGCAGGUUUGUAUAAAUUCUCUGCAAUAGAAAUGGUGAAUGUUUCUCUGACGUUCUUCUCUAGUACAUGGGUACAUGAUGGACACAUAAGGAGGCUACUUUGUGAGAGCUACACAAACGGACAACCCAUGAAAUAUAUUGACAUGCUUAACACUUCACAGAGUAACCUCAGACUACUCUCAAAUGAUCUAUUCCCAACCUGGAGAGAAACUUAGCGAUGCUAAUAGUGUUAAUAUUCUUUCUUUUUACAAUUUGUAACUACAAAGCAAUGUAAAACAUGACUAUUUCUAUACAAAUAAACAGUUUUAAUUGUG
This is a messenger RNA of Lampris incognitus (smalleye Pacific opah), 2327 nucleotides long. RefSeq names its product family with sequence similarity 53 member B (gene fam53b). Lineage: Eukaryota; Metazoa; Chordata; Actinopteri; Lampriformes; Lampridae. The record is from RefSeq and is a predicted model, not a curated record. Gene Ontology annotation, cellular component: nucleus. The coding region runs from base 385 to 1653 and encodes 422 amino acids. Gene Ontology annotation, biological process: positive regulation of canonical Wnt signaling pathway; protein import into nucleus. The transcript has 5 exons.